Messenger RNA from Orbilia oligospora ATCC 24927, 651 nucleotides. RefSeq lists its product as uncharacterized. The record is from RefSeq and is a predicted model, not a curated record. The transcript has a single exon. Bases 1 to 651 code for a protein of 216 amino acids. Lineage: Eukaryota; Fungi; Ascomycota; Orbiliomycetes; Orbiliales; Orbiliaceae.
AUGGGGUCUAUCAAACCAUUGAUCGCGUUGGUCUUCACCCUCACUUUCUCUGUCUGGCUCUGCGCCGGAAUUCCUACUCCAACUCUACCCGAUUCGGCCACUCAUCAUGGAUUGAAUCUCUAUGACGACAUUGAAUGGACUGGUCCUGUCGCCCCUGGUGGUAGCAACUAUACAUUAUUUGGGAGCAUUGAAUCCAUCAAAGCUCAAAUCGAAUCAACUCCUGGAUUCGACCCUUCCGUUUUUAACACCGCAUCCACUGUCAACGAGCCCGAUCUCCUUCUCAAACGCGGCGGCAACUACAUUAUCGACUGCUCCCGCACUUCAGACCAACGAAGUGGUGCCAGCCUUCUUGAUUAUAUUUCUGCCCUCGACAAAGUCAAGAAUUUCCAUGGCUCCUGUUCAAUCACUGGCCGUGCCUGCAAACGAUUCGGCUGUGGAAAGGAUGGAAGUAUCGGUUUAUGUGUCACUCGUGAAACUCCAUUUAAUAUCGAAUGCAAGGAGGUCUUUCGACUUGCCGACAUCCUAAUCACUACUCUAGUCAAUGACUACACCGGAAAGGCUCCAAACAAAUGUCAGCUCCUCAAAGGUGAUAAAAAAUCGGCCAUAUACUACUCUGGCGAUAUGUACUGGUCGCUAGAUGGAAAAUGGUAG